CCUCUCCCUCUCCCUCCUCGAGACUGUUUUAAAGUCUCUGCUGGACUUGAGCUCACACGUUACUUCCUGGAUGGAUGGAGGAAUGGGAAGAGUGCAGCACCUCUCCAUCACCACCACCACCAUCAUCGCCGCCGACGCCACCUGCGACUCUCCCCUCUCCGUGUGCCCGACGAGCGCUCCCCUCGCCGCCGCAGCCGCAUGAGCGACAAGGCGCCGUGCGGACCCUCGCAGCUCCGGUCUCCUCCAACCACUCUCCCCUCUCGACACACGCGCUCCUCCGUCACCAUCUGUGUCUGACUGUUAUGCUGAUAUUCGGGAAUAUUUCGGGGGGAUUUCUGGCAGGUCAGACUCUUCUUUGGACCUCUAACUAAAGCCGUCCACCGUGCACACUCUCGGUCUGCGCCGCGUCCCCGACGCGGCUCUUUACGCAGCGAAGGCGUCGCUAAUUUGACCACCCCAAAAACAAAAACAAAAUCAAAAAAAGAAAAGGGGGAGAGAAACUCAACAGUUGUCGCUGCUUCUUGUUUGCAUGUCGACGUGCACAUCACUACAAUGUGGAGGCUACUGCGAACGUGCUGCUGCUGCUGGUGGAUUUCCUCUCUCGUGUUGCCAGCCUUCGUGCCUCUCUGGGCCGAUUGUCAUCCCGCACUGACAGGAGGCCAAGCCGAGUCCCAAGCCCCCGUCCACGGCCUUCGCAGAGCCGCGGCUGGCGGGACGCGACUCCGGAGAGCUGCCACCGAGGAGACCUACUGGGCCUACUCAGGUGUGUAUGGACCAGACGAGGGCUGGGCGUCUGCCUACCCGGAAUGCAGAGAGAGAAACCAGUCACCAAUCAACAUUGUGGACCACGACGCCAAAGUGUCCUCGGAGUUUCAGGAGCUGACACUGGAGGGCUUUGAAUCCGAGUCCUCUAAUAAGACAUCGAUGAAGAACACCGGGAAAACAGUGGCGAUCAUGCUGAAGGAUGAAUACUUUGUUCGGGGAGCAGGCCUGCCGGGAAGAUUCAAGGCAGAGAAAGUGGAGUUUCAUUGGGGUCCCAGCAACGGCUCUGACGGCUCCGAACACAGCAUCAACAGUCGACGUUACCCCGUGGAGAUGCAGAUCUACAUGUACAACUCGGAUGACUUCGACAGCCUCGGCGCAGCGCUCAGGGAGAAGAGGAUCAUCGCAGGCAUGGCCGUGUUCUUUCAGGUGGGGGGGAAGGACAAUCCUGCCGUCGACCCCAUAAUCCAUGGCCUGAAGGGUGUGGUCCAUCAUGAGAAGGAGACGUUCCUGGAGCCGUUCGUGCUGAAGGACCUGCUGCCAUCCUCGCUGGGGAGCUACUAUCGCUACACGGGCUCCCUGACCACGCCCCCCUGCAGCAAGGUGGUGGAGUGGAUCGUCUUCAGCCGACCCAUCUACGUGUCAUACAAACAGCUGGAGGCGUUCUACUCGAUCUUCACCACGGAGCAGCAGGACCACGUCAAGUCGGUGGAGUAUCUGCGCAGCAACUUCCGGCCCCUCCAGAGCCUGGACAACCGCCACGUCUUCAAGUCGGCGGUCAAAGACGCCUGGCUGCCCGACCUGACCGACAGCGCCAGUGGGCCGUACGGCACGGAGGCUUCCAAAGUGUGCAGCAGCGCCCCCUUCAACAUGAAGGUGCAGCACGUGAACGGCAGCGCCCUCGUGGUCCGCUGGGCCCGUCCGGAGGUCACCUACCAUCCGCCCAUCCUCCACUUCCUGGUGUCCUACAGCUGGACGACCCACGACGACAGCUACGAGGAGACGCACCUCACCGACGCCAAACACAAACUGGAGGCCGUCAUUUCUCCCGUCUCCCCCGAUGUACUGUACUUGUUUCGAGUCCAGGCGGUCUGCACCAAUGAGAUGCGCAGUGACUUCAGCCAGAGCAUGCUCUUCAGAGCGAACACCACCAGGAUCUUCGAGGGGACGAGGAUUGUGAAAACUGGAAUGCCGACGGUCUCUCCAGCCUCCUCAGCCGACAUGGCUCCCAUCUCCUCUGGAUCGUCUACCUGGACCUCCUCGGGCCUCCCCUUCUCCUUUGUCUCCAUGGCGACAGGCAUCGGCCCGUCCUCCAGCGGUAGUCAGGCAACGGUGGCAUCGGUGGUGACCAGCACUUUACUGGCCGGACUGGGCUUCAGCGGCGGCGUCAUCUCUUCCUUCCCGAGCUCCGUCUGGCCGAGCAGAGCGGCGAGACACAGUCCCGCCUCCGACCGGCAGACCGCCGAACCCAGCGAGCCCGCCAAAGACGCCGCUGCGGCCAGCGAUCAUGGCGAGGCCGGGGGCGAGGAUGGUGAGAGCGGCAAGGGUCAAGGAGAGGAUGGAGAGAGGGAGGGCGAGGACAGGGACGAUGAAGAGGAAGAAGAAGAAGAAGAGAAAGACCAGAAGAAGGGGAGGAAAAGAUCCGGACGGGUGAGCAAAGCAGGGAGGAAGGACGACAGCCCAGCUGCGAACGAUCCGCACGGAGACACACCAGAGUCCACGGCCAAGGAGAAAAAACAGACUGAACCAGAUGAAAUGUCCCCGGCUGUAGGAGAGCGACCGGAGGCGCACACACACAAUUCAAAUGACUCUAACCCCGCAACUGCCACAGAGGCGGCCAAUGAAACAGCAGCAUUUGCUGCCCCCAGGGCCCCCGCAACUACCCCUGAAGACUGCUCAGGGAGGCACGAGGAGCACUGGCCUUACUCCAUCCACACUGACCACCCAGCUGUGGUGACCAAUCUGACUGGCCAGACAAGGCCGGGGUCUGGGGCAGGGCUGGGUCAUGUGGAGUGGCUGGUGCCGUUGGCGGUGGUCUCCGCCCUAACCUUCCUCUGCCUCGUCCUGCUGCUGGCCGUGCUCGUCUACUGGAGGCGCUGUUUUCAGACGGCCCACUUCUAUGUGGAGGACAGCAGUUCAUCCAGGGUGGUGCCCAACGAGACGUUCCCGGUCGUCCCCAUCCCAGAUGACAUGGACGCCAUCCCAGUCAACCGGUUCAUCAAACACGUCUCGGACCUCUACUCGAAUAACCAACGUGGGUUCUCUGAAGAUUUUGAGGAGGUGCAGCGAUUCACUGCCGACAUGAAGAUCACGUCGGAGCACUCCAACCACCCAGACAACAAGCACAAGAACAGAUACAUCAACAUAGUGGCCUACGACCACAGCAGGGUGAAGCUGAGGCUGCUGGCGGGGAAGGAGUCCAGACACACCGGCUACAUCAAUGCUAACUAUGUGGACGGUUACAACAAGCCCAAAGCCUACAUCGCCGCCCAGGGGCCUCUGAAGUCCACCUUCGAGGACUUCUGGCGGAUGGUGUGGGAACAAAAUACCGGCGUCAUCGUCAUGAUCACCAACUUAGUGGAGAAAGGGCGGAGGAAAUGUGACCAGUACUGGCCGACAGAGAACAGCGAAGAGUACGGCAACAUGGCGGUCACACUGAAGAGCACCAAGGUCCACGCCUGCUACACCGUUCGCCGCUUCUCGUUGCGCAACAGUAAGGUCAAAAAGGGUGGGAAGGGGAACUCUAAGGCCUGGGCCCAGGGUGAACGGACAGUGCUCCAGUAUCAUUACACCCAGUGGCCCGACAUGGGCGUCCCGGAGUACACCCUGCCCGUCCUCACCUUCGUGCGCAGGUCCUCUGCCGCCCAGAUGCCUGAUAUGGGACCUGUGCUUGUUCACUGCAGUGCUGGAGUGGGUCGGACCGGGACAUACAUCGCCAUCGACAGCAUGCUGCAGCAGAUCAGGGACAAGAGCGCAGUCCAUGUCCUCGGCUUCCUCAAACACAUACGCACCCAGCGCAACUACCUAGUCCAGACUGAGGAGCAGUACAUCUUCAUCCACAAUGCCUUGAUGGAAGCCAUCUUGGGGAAGGAGACAGAAAUGGCAGCUGGCCAGCUUCACGGCUACUUCACCAGCAUCUCGACACCGGGGCACACGGGCCGGACACGUCUGGAUAAACAGUUCAAGCUGGUGACACAGUGCAGCGCCAGAUUCAUGGACUGCCUCAACGCUCAGAAGGAGUGCAACAAAGAGAAAAAUCGAAAUUCCUCCGUGUUGCCAUCGGAGCGGGCGAGAGUCGGCCUCGCACCUUUGCCCGGCGUCAAAGGCAGCGAUUAUAUCAACGCCUCUUACAUCAUGGGGUACUACCGGAGUAAUGAAUUUAUAAUUACCCAGCAUCCCCUGCCCCACACCACAAAAGACUUUUGGAGAAUGAUCUGGGACCACAACGCGCAAAUUAUUGUUAUGCUGCCGGCCAACGACGGACUGGCGGAGGACGAGUUUGUGUACUGGCCCAGUCGCGAGGAGGCCAUGAGCUGCGGGGCGUUCACCGUCACCCUCAUCAGCAACGACAGGCUCUGUCUGUCCAACGAGGAGCAGAUCGGCAUCCACGACUUCAUCCUGGAAGCUACACAGGAUGACUACGUGUUAGAGGUUCGACACUUCCAGUGCCCCAAGUGGCCGAACCCCGACGCGCCCAUCAGCAGCACCUUCGAACUCAUCAAGCUCAUCAAAGAGGAGGCGGCCGCCCGCGACGGGCCGACCAUCGUCCACGACGAGUUGGGAGCGGUGUCGGCCGGCACGCUGUGCGCCCUCACCACCCUGUCCCAGCAGCUGGAGAGUGAAGGCGCCGUCGACAUCUACCAGGUGGCCAAGAUGAUCAACCUCAUGAGGCCGGGAGUCUUCACAGACAUUGACCAGUACCAGUACCUAUACAAAGCCCUGCUCAGCCUCAUCGGCCCCACAGAGAACAGCUUGGGUCUCCUGGCCGGGGACACUAACGGGACCACGGCGUCCAUGUCCGACCAGGCAGAGAGCAUGGAGUCGUUGGUGUGAGAGCAGGCCCCCCCGCCCCCUCGGAGGCCCCCGGGCUGGGCCGAGCUGAGGCCGUCCUGUGGGACCCCCCCCCCACGACACCCUACGAGGUUCCCGGACCCACAGAGGUGGCACUGAACUUUGUCAGACGUCGAGGAACUUAUCGCGGACGAGACUUUUUCGAGGCCUUUUUCUUGCCAGACUCUUGGUUAAAAACGAAUAACCUGAUUACUUUUUUACACGGAUAAAAAGUUUUUGAUAUUUAUUUUUUUUCGCCAUUUUAUGUCUUAACGUUUCUCCUACUGAAGGGAUUGCACCUGCAACGUUUUUUGAGUUUCACGGCGGCGCUGGUGGGCAACGAGAAACACUUUUCUGUCUUUUCUUGUUUGCACUAUAUAAUGUCAGUGUUACUGCCUAUACUAAAGCUGACUCCCUUGGCUUUUCCUCACUUGAGCUCUGAAUUCUUUUUUAAUUUCAAAUUCUUUUGACAUUCCACGGCUUCGGCCCUAAUUCAACCAACUGCUUCUGUGAAGGACAUUGUUCUACCUGACACCGGGUCCAUUUAAAGCAGCCGGCGGAGGAAGUCGCCAACUCUCGGCCUCGGUCACAAAGUGCUGGUGGACCUCAGCGCGCCGUGACCUCCUCCACCCUGCUCAUCUUGCUCCCAUCACCACUCGCUCAUCGCAAGAACCCACAUCCUCGGAGGCGACUGUCGCAGACGGGCGCGUGUUUGCUGAAAGUAAUAUCCUCUCCGCUUUUCCUUUCUGUCAUCCUCUCCUUUUAGUGAGUCACACCCAUGUUAGAAUACCUUAGGUGGUGUAACAACUGCUACUGUGAACUUUUAUUACUGUUAUUUCUUUGUAUAAUUCAUAUUAUGCUUUUUAAUAUAUGGAAAUACUGUAUGUAUACAUAUAUAAAUAUAUCCUUAUCAUAAUAACUUUGUGAUUUUCGUACAUGUUCUUUGCGGCCUCCCGCCACAGGCCGAUUGAUUUCCCGACAGCUUACCGCUCCGGCGCUCGCGGCGGACUCCCUCAGUCCUCUACGUUCUUGUAUGCUGCUAAGCCAUCGAAUCUCUCGCACACACAAGUGAACACACACAGGUGCCACCGGUAGACAUCAUCAUUCGAAAACGUCUGACAAAUUACAGCAGAUGACGCAUCCUCUUGUCAUUUUCACAUCAUUGCUCCAGUCUCGAUUUUUUCCGUCUUGACAGACGAGCCACAGAGCGAGAACACGACGACCUUUACCCACAUGCUGUGUGUGUGUGUGUGUGUGUGUGUGUGUCAUUAUAGGGUUGAGUAAUGACAACCUCUAUGCAACAAAUUGCUUAUGUUUUGGAAAUGAAACAGGGUCUCAAACAGUGUCGAGUCCAGAUUCGACUGUUUUUAUCUCCACGUCUUUUAACGUUCAUAAUGAUACGUUCUAGCCUACGUGUCAUGAUGAUGAAGACUAGCACACAUGUUUAGGAAUAUUUCCUUCGUGGAUUUGCCUCGAUUAUUUAAUUUGGACGACUGAAGCUGGUGCUUUUCUUUAAAGCCACAUCCUGUUUGUGAUGCUUUAUUCCUGAUGAAUCAAAACCGAUGCGAUGCGUUCUCCACCAGUCUGCCGCUUUCUAGGGUUGAAAACUGAUAAUUACUGAAAAAUUUCCUGACUAUUUUCAGAAUGAGAAAUAUUUGAUCGAUUGCAUGGGAGCAAUUGGUCACGGAUAGCGGGAGCGAAUGUGACCAAGCUGCAUGCACGUCCGGCGCGUGCGCUCUUCGCCGGGUCCUGUAUCGGCUCCCAUGCGGUGUUUUUACAGUGUGGUGGAUUUCCACAUCGCUCACGUGCCACAACAUCAAUUAACGCCAAACGAGUCCGACCCAACUUCGCGAAAAGGGAAGUCAUUUCACAAUUCCAACCUUUAGACUAUGUCUUUAAACAAAAGAUUGCCUCAUCGUUCAUUUCAAAUGUUCUACCCAAAGGGGGUCUUCGCUUUCGACAUAUUUUGGUUUAUUUUUCUCGCUGGAAUAAUGUGACAAUAUUAUAAUGGAUUUGAUAAGACCCAUUACCCAACCCUGCUCACCAGCCGCUGUGUCUCUAUUUGAGUCAUUGUCGUCCAAGUCUAGGAAAAGAGCGAAUCCACGAAGGUGUUAGUCUUUCCUUCACUGCGUCCCGAUUUUCGCCGGCCUGGUCCGUGUGGUGGAUGAAGACCCCCGCCUGCUUCUGAUGGGCUAGUGCUCAUUGCCUCUGUUGAUUGGACUGGUGGCGUUCAGGCACGAAGAGUGAUGACUGGUUAGUGUUUCAGGCUGAGAAUAUCAGAGUAGGGUCUCCGGGGUCUUCAGCGGAGAAGAAGAAAGGCCCGAGGGCUUCUACUGUAGAAAUGAACAAUUCAAAAGUAGUUGCAAUUGUAUUUUCUAAAACAAUGGGGAGCGUAGUCUUCUUCAAACAUUUAGGAAAGUAGUGCAUUUGCUGGGGACUAUUUUCUGUAGCGGAUUAGUACAAUAGGGGGACAAUAGGUACAACUGAGAUAUUUCAGACUUAGGACACAUAAACAAUAGUUUAAAUUGGAUUUUUAGACAAUAAAGCAUUUAGAAGAUA
Scophthalmus maximus (turbot) is the source of this 7371-nucleotide messenger RNA. RefSeq names its product receptor-type tyrosine-protein phosphatase gamma-like. Bases 553 to 4815 code for a protein of 1420 amino acids. Gene Ontology annotation, molecular function: protein tyrosine phosphatase activity; protein binding. Gene Ontology annotation, biological process: protein dephosphorylation. The transcript is spliced from 29 exons. Lineage: Eukaryota; Metazoa; Chordata; Actinopteri; Pleuronectiformes; Scophthalmidae. The record is from RefSeq and is a predicted model, not a curated record.